UUGCAGAAGGAACCGGAUACAAAGGAGCGGUCAGUGUUCGAUAUUCCAAUAUUUACCGAGGAGUUUUUAAACCACAGUAAAGCGCGAGAAGCCGAGCUGCGCCAGCUGCGCAAGUCCAACAUGGAGUUUGAGGAAAGGAACGCGGCCCUCCAGAAGCACGUGGAGAGCAUGAGGACUGCGGUGGAGAAGCUGGAGGUGGACGUGAUCCACGAGCGGGGUCGCAACACGGUGUUGCAACAGCACUUGGAAACCUUACGCCAGGCUCUGGCCAGUAGCUUUGCCGGGGUCCCCUUACCAGGGAGCGGGGAGAUCCCCACCUUAGACACUAUUGAUUCCUACAUGAAUCGUCUGCACAACCUUAUCCUGGCCAACCCACAGGAGAAUGAGACUCUUAUAGCGACAGUCCGGGAGGUGGUAAACCAUCUUGAACGUUAAUCACUGGGUGAGUUUCUAGUACCUGAUCAGGGCCUCUGGAAAGGCAGAGCUGAACUGAACCCGCGCCGUACUAAAACCACAGGCAGCUCAUAGAGCAAACUCACAGCAUUUGUUCACAGAUAACCAGUCCUCCCAUGAUGUUUUAGUUUCAGUCAUGUUUAUGCCU
This is a messenger RNA of Notechis scutatus (mainland tiger snake), 601 nucleotides long. The record is from RefSeq and is a predicted model, not a curated record. Lineage: Eukaryota; Metazoa; Chordata; Lepidosauria; Squamata; Elapidae.